CCUGAGCUUCCUCAGGAUUUCCACCUGGUUGGACAGGACCGAUUUAACGAAACUUGGCGAAAUGUUGAACUUGGGUAGCGCGGCUGGAAAAUCUGCGAAGGCAUCGUUUGUGUCUUAUGUGACGCCUGAGGAAAUUAAAAUAACUGAGAAAGAAACUUCCAGAAAAGAGAAACACCCAGACUUGUUGCCAGGCGAGGUGGUGUUCUGCAGCGCCAACCCCAUCGUGAAGUACACGCAGGAUGAGCUUUCUCAGCGAGGCGUGUUCGGGACGCUGGUUUGCACCAACUUCCGCAUCUCUUUCGUCAGUGACGAAGACCCAGCGGAGGAGGCUCAGCUCUUCAGGAAUAAGCUGUAUGGAGAGAAUGACAUCCCUCUGACAUGUGUGGAUCACAUCUACGGAGGUUAUGACGAGAAGAAGAAGCUGAUCACCGGAGGACUGUUUCGGAAUAAGAACCCCUCCAAGAUCAUUAUUCACUGUAAAGACCUGCGGGUCUUCCAAUUCUCUCUGACGUACGCUAAAGAAGAGGAGGCUAAGAAGAUCUUCCAGGGCAUUGUCCACCACAGCCUGGAGCCUAAGUCACUGAAAUGCGUCUUUGCCUUUUCCUACUGUGAGAAAGCUGCACCAGCUCCCGAGGUACAGAAGAUGCACAGAACAGUCAUGUUCGACACUGUGGAGGACUGGACCCAGGAAAUGAAACGAACCAAAGGGAACUGCAAAGUCGUCUCGGCCAAUGAGAACUUCAGCCUUUCUCCAACGUUACCACAGUUUUUCAUCGUUCCCACAGCUGUUUUAGACGAGGAUUUCACAAAAUUCCAAGGAAAAGGAGUACCUCUUUGGUGUUGGUCCCAUCAUAGUGGUUGUGCUCUGUUCAAAAUGGCCUCUUUACCAUUGGUGCAAGAAGAUGGUCUUUCUCAGACGUACAAGAUCUACACAGACAGAAUGCUCAACGCUGUGGCUCAGACUCACCUGUACUCGGUGAAGACAGAGGAGCUCUCUGACACUCUCCCCACGAUUCAGGACGUCCAGCUGUCCUACAGCCGCUUCAAACAGUUCUUCCUCAUCGAUAAUACUACUGAAUUUUGGAUGUCAGACAUGAAAUGGUUCUCUUCACUGGAAAGUUCCGGAUGGUUGGACAUCAUCAGACAAUGUCUCCAGAAAGCUGUUGAGGUAGUUGAAUGCCUGGAAAAGGAAAACACAAAUGUUCUUAUAAUGGAGGAGAGCGGCUCAGAUCUCUGCUGCGUCAUCUCCAGCCUGGUCCAGCUGAUGCUCGACCCCCACCUCCGCACCCUGGGGGGCUUCCAGAGCCUGGUGCAGAAGGAGUGGGUCUCCGGGGGCCACAGUUUCCUGGACCGCUGCAACCACCUACACCACAAGGACAGGGAGCUCCAGUCUCCGGUUUUCCUGCUGUUCCUAGAGUGUGUGUGGCAGCUCCUGCAGCAGCACGGACCAGCAUUCCAGUUUUCCGAGACCUACCUGACCGUGCUGUCGGACAGCCUCUAUGUGCCGAUCUUCAGCACCUUCCUCUUCAACUCCCCUCACCAUCGAGCGACUAUCGGGAAGGGUGAGUCCCCCCUCGCACAGAGGGGUCCGUUGAGCUGCCCCUCAGUCUGGGAGUGGUCCCUGCAGUUUGAGCGCAAAGCCCAGGACCUCUUCAUUAACCCUCUGUACACCGACAAGCCCAAGCACGAGAAGUCACUCAGGAAACCCUACCGGCCAAAGCACCAGAGGCAGCUGUCCCUGCCCAGCACAGCCUUCAAGUCUCCCCAGAAGAAGGGCUUCUUUAAGGAGGAGGCGGACAGCCUGAAGAAGAUGCUGCGGGUGAAGAGGAUCAGCCGCUGGCUGCACUCUCCAGACUCCGCGCAGGCCUCCACGCGUGAGUUCUACGAGGCGUGGCAGCGCAAGCCGCGGGACUUCCACGGGCUGGUCCUGCCCUGCCUGGACGGGCCCGCCCUGCGCGUCUGGAUGCAGCGCUACCUGCGCUGGCUGCACCAGGUCCAGAUCUUCGGCGGAGGAGCCGUCGCGGUGAUGAGCAAGUUGGCCGAGCUGGCGGGAGAGGUGCAGGAGCUGAGGAGGGAGCUGGAGCGUCAGGCCUGCAGUCCCGGGCCCAACCACCGGAGGGCGACGGCGAGCAGCCGCUCGUCCGUGCGUCUGUCCUCGGCCUUCCCCUUCGCCAGCUCCCGAGCCUGGUCCUCCCGCCCGGCCAUCCCCACCAGCCUGCUGCACAGCCUCAUGAUCUCCGGCAACAUGGCCGACCUGGACGACGAGGGGCCCCUGAGCGUGGUCUGAGAAUCUGAUUAGUUCUCCGUCUGGGGGGGGGAUUUCAACCAAUCAAAGUCUGAGAAUCCUCCACGUUUAUUGGCGGUUGGGAUUUUAACCAAUCACGUCGGGCGUGGGAAUUGGCCACGUUCACCAGAAGUCACGGCGCUGGAAAACAUACAUUUCACUGGUGGUUUUUCGGGGCCAAUCAUGUUCAGCAGGUGCCAUUACAGGUUCACUCAUUGGACACUGUAUUGUGGAUCCAUGACUGUCAUGCCAAUGGCCUUGUGUAUUUGAAUGGCAACCUAACUUAUAUGCAAUUUAUACUCUACUGUACAAAAAUGUGGUUUGCACCAAGACCCUUUCAAGAAGCGCUCCACCAAAAAUAUGACUGUUGUUCUGUAUUUUAUUCCACCACAAAAAUAAUUUGUAUCAGUUCUGUAAAAUUUUCAAAUUAUUCCAGUACUUCUGUAACACACUGGGUAGAUGUGCAUGGCCAGUCUUAAACAUUUUUAUAACUGAAAGAUUUGGCCCUUUUCCUAAAGUAAAUCUAUUAAAUGUGUGUUGAAUAACCAUACAACACCACAGAAAAAGAGUAAGCAAUUACUGCAGAGUAGCUAAAUAUGUAUGCUCGAUACGAGUGUUUCAUAAGGACAAAGAGUGACUUGAUGCAAAAUUUGAGUGUUCUACUGAGUAGUCUGGGUCAUAUUUUGGAUCAAGGUGCCAGCUAGUAUUUAUUUUAGGUUUUGUUGAGAAUAAAAUAAAAUAAAAUAAUCUGUACUUUCACUUGUAUAUCGGAGGGCACUGAAAAGUGUGUGACUGGAUAAAUUGUUAUUUUAAAUUGUGUGUCUGGUGCCACUGGGAUAAUUUCAACACACUCCGAUAAGAAACGUAUGAAUAUUGUAUCAUGUCUGCAAACCAGUUUAAGUUUAAUUUUAUAUUUAAAGAGGCUAUUUACUGUUAAAGUACAGUUGUCUUGUGAUAUAACUGGUUCUCAUGAGACCUGAGUCAUAUACGUAAUUGUUUUGGAUUCAAAUACUUUUCUGUGCUCAAUUGAUCUUGCCUGGUGCAAUUCAGCCAACCAAGAGGACUAGAAGGUGGGGUUUGUACUUUUAAUAGGUUCUAAUACACCAGAGUGUAGAACACUAUGUAAGAUAUGUUAAUAUUAUAGCCUUAGAGAGAGCACCAGGGUAAUUAGAUGGGCAAAUAUUAUAUUACUUUUAAUAUUAUAUUGUCCUCUGACAUCAAAGCCACAGUGAUAUCCUAAUCUUGGUAUGCAAUCUAUGGGCCAGAGUUUGUCAUUUAAGAGACAACAGAACCAGGGCAAGGCCCUGCCAGAAUUUUCUUUUCUCCCACUUUAAGUUUGACUGCAAUCUGUAAUAUUCAAUUUAAAUCAUUUAUUGAGUGUCUAUAUAGAUAAUUAUUGUUGAAGCUGGACAGUUGAAAUCUACACAACUGUUAGAAGCAGUUCCAGAUUCAAGCGGAAACCAGCGCAGUGUGAUUCAGUUUUAUUAUAUGGACUAUGUAGAUGGAGAUUGUGACUGCCUAGCUUUAGCAAUUACGUGUCUACAAAUAUGGCCUCUGUUGUAAAACAGAGAAGUAAAAAAGUAUUUUUUAGAGGUAUUCAAUAGCUAAGCAGGAUUACCUCCUAACACGUUCCUGUUUAGUGUCAUUAAAAAGAGACUAAACCCAUUAAUCUUUUCAUGAUAAUAUAAUGUUGCUUAGCCCUUUUUUCAACAAUAUGAGGUCAAAUUCAUUAGUAAGUACAUUGUCGUCUUAGUUCAUAAAUUAGUAUGAUUCAUUCCAAGUCUGCUUCUUCAUUAAUUCAUUUAAUCUUAGGAUCUCAUAUAGAGCUUAUUUUGAAUUUUUGGUUGAUUCCACCAGUUUACUAUAUAUUGAUCUAUCAAAGAAUUCAGAGAUUUCAUAGUCAUUUCAAUAGUCAUUCUCAAUGAUAAUUAUAAAAUUAAAUCACAUACAGUUUAUUUUGUUUGUAGGCUAAGUGAGGGGUUCUGCAAUACCACUUGUGUUCAGUAUUCAGUAUUAACAAGGGCAUUGAUCGAAAAACAUAUUAUACUUAAUCAUCGCUUCCCCGACAAGUAUUUGAAUCCAAAUCCAAAACAGUGACGUAUUUGUCUUGUUCUCACUGGUUAUAUUCAGGGUUAUACUUGUUCGACUGAACCGGGUUGUUCCUUCAUGCCUUAUCUUUUAAGCUGUCAGGACUGUGCGGUGCUGCCUUUUACACUGAGGGCCAGUGAGGAUUACGGUAGAGAGGUAUUUACAUUUCAAAUAUGCACACCGCCUGCGAUAGCACUGUGGCAUUUACACAAACACUUUUAAACAUAUUUCACAUGAGUCUUAGUUUUGCAUUUGUGUUCUAAAGAAAAAUGUGAUGUUAUACGAGUCUUUUCAUAUGUUAAUUAUGUAUAGUUAUAUUAAUUAUGGAUUUAAUUAAUGAGUAGUAACAGGUUAAAAUGUCUUCUCACCUAAAUUUGGAUGAAUAUUGGUUGAUUUUUAAGUGUCUGCUCGAUGGAUAAUUAUGUUGUACAAGGGGUCGCCUUGGAGGAAUGUAUCACUAGGCUGUUCAGCAUCAGACGUACAUAUACAUUACACAAAGAUGUUAUUUUAUUUGAGACCACAGGUAUUUAAGUACUUGCUUUUCCUACUAGUCUAUAUAUAGAUAUGUAUUUCUAUAACAAUCCUUGAGAUGUCGACUGUGUGGACACAAUACGCCAUAACAGGGAUGUCUUGCAGUGUGAAGGUGCAUGUGAUGUCCAAGUUAAGAAAAUAACUUGGUAUUUAAUAGAGUCAUUGAUGAAUAAUAUAUUGAUCAAAAUGAAUUUAAUACUCAAUUUCACAGGUGAUUAAUGGGAAUCUAAUAUCAAAUGUGGCUUAACUAAAGGGACAAUGUUUAGGAAAAUAGACCAUGUAUUGUGCAUUAGGCUGAUUUCAGCACCCUCUGCUGGCAGAAAAGGGGAACUGUUGAAAAGGAAAGGAGACCGGAAGAAACACAUUUUCCACUGAUAAGCUGGAUACAAAAAUGAAACCAGACAAUUUAGGAACCAACAUCUGCCCAUUAUCCAGACACUGUAUAUAUACACACUUGCUCUAUCUGGAGUUAAAUUAAUUUUAUUGCACUAAAAAUGUAAAUGUCAGUAAAACUGUGAGAUCAGUGGAAAUGCCUUCCUCAGAAUUAGGGUGUGGAUGAGAUGUUUCAAAACAGUCAUUAAGGCGCAUGUCAUUUGUCUGAAAGAAAAAUGGUUUAUUUGCUCAGGGCAAGCAAAAAAGAGAAAAGCGUGCAAACACAAUGACGUACUUCAAACAAUCAUCAUUGCAUUUGAGUAAUAUUUUUGAGUUCAAUAUUAGAUAAAAAAAGAAUCAUCUAAAAAUAUAGCAUAGACCAACCCCAUCAUUUGGAAUUGUCUGUUUUCAUAAGCCAGACUUGAUUUAUUUCCAAAUCAUACAUUCAUACAUCACACAGGCGCAUCUGCAUUAACUGUGGUGUUGUGCAAGACAUUUUCAGUGUAGUUUACAUGGAGUUGUGUGACUUGAUCACAUGUGUGUGAGGUGUCUAUAGUUUCCCUUACAGCUUCUUUGGUUACCCAAUUUGCAUCAGUAUGAAUUUUUAAAUUGAAGUCUUGAAAGAUCACUUUUUCCACACAGAUUUAUUCAAUGUGAUCUGAAAUAGUUUCAUGAGUUCAUAAUCAUAUUCUGUUUUUCAUUAAAUGUUCUUCGUUUCCCAUUAUCCUUGCCUGUAUUAUGCAUUAAUGCAGUCCUAAAAACCAAUGUUAGAAUAUUGCAGUGCCUACCAUAAAUAUGCAAUGUCUUCAUGCAUAUGGCAUUAUAAACCUCUACAUAUAAUAAUAUGAGGGGCCUUGUUAUUGAGUGUCUUACUCUGUUCUUGUUUAAUGCUACCAGAUGGAAUUUGUUAAACUUUGUAAAACGUGAAUAUCAUUCAAAUGAAAUAGCCUUAAGCUUAUGAGAGCACUGAAACAAAUGAGGGUAUAAAAGCAUUUUUUAUUUGUUACUGAGGAAAAUAUAAUUUGGUAUAUAUAUUGUUGAACACAUUUUUAUAUUGGCUCUUCUGACAACGAAACACUGAAAUUUUGAUUUAAAUGUCGUCAUUGUAUACCGUAGCACUGAUGCUGAUAAACGGUGUCAAAUGUAAAAGAAAAUACAAAGAAAAAGUGUGGUUUAUAUUCAAGGUGAUGGAAGCAGGUCAUUUUUUUUGUUGUCCUACUUCGAUCCCUGUUGUUUAAUUUGUGUUUUUGGUAUUAAAUAUUGCUUAAUUAA
Messenger RNA from Conger conger (European conger), 6547 nucleotides. It is a transcript of the gene mtmr12, whose product is annotated as myotubularin related protein 12. The coding region runs from base 62 to 2287 and encodes 741 amino acids. The transcript is spliced from 16 exons. The record is from RefSeq and is a predicted model, not a curated record. NCBI's taxonomy places the organism in Eukaryota, Metazoa, Chordata, Actinopteri, Anguilliformes, Congridae.